This is a messenger RNA of Scophthalmus maximus (turbot), 1719 nucleotides long. RefSeq names its product lens intrinsic membrane protein 2.2 (gene lim2.2). Gene Ontology annotation, molecular function: structural constituent of eye lens. The record is from RefSeq and is a predicted model, not a curated record. The coding region runs from base 465 to 989 and encodes 174 amino acids. The transcript has 5 exons. Gene Ontology annotation, cellular component: plasma membrane. Lineage: Eukaryota; Metazoa; Chordata; Actinopteri; Pleuronectiformes; Scophthalmidae.
AUGUAUUUCUUUUUGAAAAUUUUCUUUGGAUGUGCUUUAAAAAGUUUAGGGGGUUUUCCACUUGGAGGUGUGAAACCCUGUGUAUGAAAUCAGCGCUCUGCUGGCCGAGCGACAGUGUGACAGUGCUGACGGUUCAGUUGUUCAGUGUUGGAAGAUUAGUUCGCGGUGCCCGCAGGGGAAUUAGUGGUGAACAAUGGCUGCGAACUGCCAGAUAGGCAAGCUCAUUGUGGCGCGGCGGUUUGGCUCAAGUGCUUUGCUGGCUACGGCCAAUUUAACAGCGUUUAAAGAAUGACCCCGUGCGCCCUUUGUUCUUUGGCCUGUGGCACAGUCAAGAAGUUCAUUCUGGAAGUUCUGGCACGUACUGACCUCUCCUCUCUGAAAUAACUGAACUGCACGAUUAGCAGAGGAAUACCGAGACGUCGCCGAGUGUUUAGGAGGACAGUGGUUCCCCCAGCUUCUGCACGAUGCUGUACACUUUAGCGGGAGGAGGCACGCUCUGCGGCGUGGCCGCCCUCGUGCUUCUCAUCGUCUCGACGGCGACAGACUUCUGGAUGCAGUAUCGAUACUCGGGGAGCUUGGCCAACCAGGGGCUGUGGCGGUUCUGCAUAAACCACAAAUGCCAUGCCCACACCAUCACUGUAGCCUUCUGGGAUGCCACCCGGGCCUUCAUGCUGCUGGCAGUGCUGAGCUGUUUCGCCGGCGUGGUGCUCGGCCUCAGCGCCUUCACCAACGGCACCAAGAACAAGAGGGUCCGCACGGGCGGCAUCGCCCUGGUCCUGUCAGGUUUCCUCGCCCUGCUGGCUUUGGCAAUUUACACCGGAGUGACUGUCACUUUCUUUGGCAAACGCUUCUUGGACUGGCGCUUUUCCUGGUCCUACAUCAUUGGCUGGGUGGCCAUCAUUCUGGCUUUUGCAGCAGGCAUGUUUCAGCUCUGUGCUUACCAGAGGACCACUGCAGAACCCGCUCCUUCUAAUAACCCGGACAGCUGAGCGAGAUGAACACACACCAAUAAGCUCCGAGGACGGUCGCCAUGGAAGCUGCUGUUGACUUCAUGCCUACAAUGGAAUAAACUGAAAUCAUAAAACUCCUGUGUGGCUUCACUGACAAACUAUCACCAUCUUUUAUUUUGACAUUUAGAAAAUAUCUGACCCCUUGUGCUUUUGGUUAUUGGCAGAUCAGCGGUUCUCAUGUCGAUUAAAAAAAACUUCCAUCUAAAAUAAUCUAUUACUGUCUCUAGAUAUACAGUCAGAAUUUCGUCACAAUGCUUUAAAUUCCACCGAAUGAGACGACACAUGAACCAUCACUGUUCUUGCUAGAACAUCCAAGGACCUUCUGGAAUAUCUCUUGGUUGGUGAGGGCUUUAAGGUGGCACAGGGAUCAGAAUUUGAAUAUCCACUCUAAAUGAAGUGACAUUUUCCCUGUUUCUGUAAUAAGAGAUUCUCCACUAGAUGGUGCUCUUCAGCCGCGUCACGGUGGGAAAACACACAAUGCUGAUGUUGGAUGAAAUCUUUUCUGACAUAAGAGUGACAUCACUUACUUCUUUACUUGUGAAAACAAAAAGCUUUUCAGAUGAGGCAAAACAUUUUCCUGAAACCGAUCUAGUCAGUUUUCCUUUAGAUUUUCCAAUAAAUAUCCUAAUAACUGGAGAACAGAAUUCUUAGAGGUAAUAAUGCAACCGUAAUGAUUUAAUUUUGGUAUUCAAAAACAAACAGACUUCGG